CUCAGCCGCUGCCGCCGCCGCCGCCGCCUCCGCCUCCGCCCGCUGGCCAUGUCCUCCGGCCGCCGCCGCCGCCGCCGCACGAGCGCGGGGCUCCCGCGGCCCAGCGCGCAGUGAGAGCGGGGCCCUCUUGCCGUUCGCCCGCCCCGGGGCCCCCUUGUUCUCAGCGCCGCCGCCGCCGCCAUGUUGGGUUCAGAGCCGCAGCGGAGCCGCCGCCGCCGCCGCCGGUGAGGGAGGCCGAGAGCGGAGCCCGCCCCGCCCCGGGGCCCAGGGAGCGGGGCCGCCUCGGAGCCCGGCCUCUCCCCGCCAGCCGCCUUCCCGGCCCGCCCGCCCGCCCGCGGUGUGAGCGAGCGAGCGAGCGCCGGGCCGCGCCUUCCGUUCCCGGCCUGAGCGAGCCCGCCGUCCGUUCGUUCCCCCGCCGCCGGGCCCGGUCAUAUCCUGCAGCGGAGCCCUCCAGAGUCAGCGCCAUGGCGGAGCAGACCUACUCGUGGGCCUAUUCCCUGGUGGAUUCCAGUCAAGUGUCUACAUUUCUGAUUUCCAUUCUACUUAUAGUCUAUGGUAGUUUCAGGUCCCUUAAUAUGGACUUUGAAAAUCAAGAUAAGGAGAAAGACAGUAACAGUUCUUCUGGGUCUUUCAAUGGCAACAGCACCAAUAAUAGUAUCCAAACUAUUGACUCUACCCAGGCCCUGUUCCUUCCAAUUGGAGCAUCUGUUUCUCUCCUAGUAAUGUUCUUCUUCUUUGACUCAGUUCAAGUAGUUUUUACAAUAUGUACAGCAGUUCUUGCAACGAUAGCUUUUGCUUUUCUUCUUCUCCCGAUGUGCCAGUAUUUAACAAGACCCUGUUCACCUCAGAACAAGAUUUCCUUUGGUUGUUGUGGGCGUUUCACUGCUGCUGAAUUACUAUCAUUCUCUCUGUCUGUCAUGCUCGUCCUCAUCUGGGUUCUCACUGGCCAUUGGCUUCUCAUGGAUGCCCUGGCCAUGGGUCUCUGUGUCGCUAUGAUCGCCUUCGUCCGCCUGCCCAGCCUCAAGGUCUCCUGCCUGCUUCUCUCAGGGCUUUUAAUCUACGAUGUCUUUUGGGUGUUUUUCUCUGCCUACAUCUUUAAUAGCAACGUCAUGGUGAAGGUGGCCACACAGCCGGCUGACAAUCCCCUUGACGUUCUAUCCCGGAAGCUCCACCUGGGGCCCAAUGUUGGGCGCGAUGUUCCUCGCCUGUCUCUGCCUGGAAAACUGGUCUUCCCCAGCUCCACUGGCAGUCACUUCUCUAUGUUGGGCAUUGGAGACAUCGUGAUGCCUGGACUCCUGUUGUGCUUUGUCCUUCGUUACGACAACUACAAAAAGCAAGCCAACGGUGACUCCUGCAGUGCCUCUGGACCCGCCAACAUCUCCGGACGCAUGCAGAAGGUUUCCUACUUUCACUGCACCCUCAUUGGAUACUUCGUAGGUCUACUCACUGCUACUGUGGCGUCUCGAAUUCACCGAGCAGCCCAGCCCGCCCUUCUCUAUUUGGUGCCAUUUACCUUAUUGCCACUCCUCACGAUGGCCUAUUUAAAGGUGAGAGAGGCAGUUAUAAACCAGUGAAAGCAAUAACAUGGCAUUGACCCUGGACUUGGAAGCAAUCUGAUCUGAGAUCAGGAGUCAGAAAGGACUUGUAGGUAUGUAUGCCUCGAGUUGAAAUCUGUGACUUAGUGAAGUUCCUUCUUUCCCAGGGUGACCUACGGCGGAUGUGGUCUGAGCCAUUCCACUCCAAGUCCAGCAGCUCCCGAUUCCUGGAAGUAUGAUGGAUCACAGAGAGCGACCAGAAUGGCCUCUCAGUCCUUUUCUGUCCACGUGUGGUUUUGUUUCCUCUUAGAGCUGGCCUGGUACUCGGAGAUCUACCUGUCUAAGGACUGCCAUGUGACCGGAUUAUGCAUUUGCAGGAGCGAGGUGCUGGAGCCUGCGUGGUUCCUUCUCUUCCUGCCGUUGGAGAGGUGGAGCCCCUCCUGAAGUGACAGGCCUUCCCCAGCACUCCUCCCUCCCCCGUUUUUAUGGAUCUGCACCAGACUGUUAACCUUUGGGGGACGGAGAUGUGACUGUUUAAACUGACAAGGGCAAGGAGUUGUUCUAUACCUUUGAACACUAAAAGGAUGAAAAACAUUAGCGAACUGGUUUCCUCAGUGAACCCUCAAGAACUUUUGGGACCAGUUUCCUAUGGGGGACUCAGUUUCAGAGAACUGAGACAGAAACUCUUCUGUCAUUAUAUUCUUCUUUCCGUUUUUUGGAUUUAUUAAAUAUUUUCUGUGGUGUGAAGUGACUUAUUAAAUCCACAGACACUGAGUGACUUCUUACAACAUACACAUAAGAAUUUGUUGUAAUGAGUUCACGUCCACCCAGAUGUUGUGUUGGCAGUGAACGAGGGCACGGUUUUUAUACAUACAUACACACACAUGCACAUGGAUAUAUAUGAAUAAACAAAAAUUAAAACCUGCUAAGAUCAUGCUGUAUAGCAGACAGGGGCUUGCUGUAAUUUUUAGCAUGUAGAGCAGUUCACUCUGGCUUCCUUGUAUAUGGAUAAGCGGCUGUCUUUCCCUCCACAACUGAACGUGCAGUUAAAAAACAGUAUAGUAUUUGUACUGAUAUACUCAUGGACUUUAGGGGAUGCUCAUUUGGUUUUUGAUCAGUGUAGCAAAUUAGGGAUGAAAAGUUAAAACUUUUUGGCCCUUUUUUCAUUUUUACAGGCUUCUCCCUUGCAGGGUUUUUGAUAGUUUCUUCUUGAACCAGUGCAUGUAUUAUAGCAGCAGGUGUCUUUGUGCUUUCUGAUCAUAGUAAUGUACUACUUGUAAAUACAUUUUUCUAUUUUCUAUUUUUUUGUAUUUUUUUUGGCAUUUUGUUUCAUUGGUGUGCUGUAUUUUCCAUGCCCUCACUCCUUUAAGAAAAAAAAAGGAAAAAAGCAACA
This is a messenger RNA of Lagenorhynchus albirostris (white-beaked dolphin), 2928 nucleotides long. RefSeq names its product signal peptide peptidase like 3 (gene SPPL3). Gene Ontology annotation, biological process: membrane protein proteolysis. Gene Ontology annotation, molecular function: aspartic endopeptidase activity, intramembrane cleaving. Bases 465 to 1574 code for a protein of 369 amino acids. Gene Ontology annotation, cellular component: Golgi-associated vesicle membrane; cytoplasmic side of endoplasmic reticulum membrane; lumenal side of endoplasmic reticulum membrane. The transcript has 11 exons. The record is from RefSeq and is a predicted model, not a curated record. Lineage: Eukaryota; Metazoa; Chordata; Mammalia; Artiodactyla; Delphinidae.